UUUCCCCUUGAAUUUGUAAAAACGACUGCAAAGAACAUUUUUAAUCCACGUUUUAAUGUUAAGUCUGAUCAGGAUCCGGAUCUGUUCAUGCCAGCAGCGUUACCCCAAAACAACUGCCGUCGGUGUGUCAGACGAAAAUUUUCAUUGCUGGAUCAUAAUUAUUGCUACAAAUGCGUUGAAGAAAAUUCUAUAGUUUUGUGGAAAAUAAAAAAUCAGGCCUGAGAAAAUGCAUCCAACAUGUUUGGUUCUACCAGCAUUGAUCCUCGUAUCUAUAAUGAUAGUUUGCAUUAUGGUCAAAUUUGCUGUAGUGGAUAAACCUAAGCCCGAACCCGGGGAGCCGACCAUGCUUGACCAUGGGAGCUUGAGGUUCGCAAAGAACAUGGGCCUCAUUAGACUCAGCGAAAAGUCGUCAUUAAACGUUUCAGAAAGAUUUCCAUACGUUGCGGCGAUAACCAGAAAUUCAUCCAGAACUUGGGAGUUUGCCUGCUUUGCCAGUGUGAUACUUGUCAAAUGGGUAGUGACUUCUGCCCAUUGCAGAAGAACAGGGUCAACGCAUAGAGUCUUUUUAUAUAACGAUUUCGCGAGGAAUGUCAGCACUAGCUAUCCCAUUAUGUUAUGGCGGUUACAUGAGUUGUACAAUUCGACAAUACCGUCUCCAAAGUAUGACAUAGCCGUUGCUAAAUUAAACCUAGUAAACGUAUUACCGUUCUCUUUGAAAUCAGCAUAUAUGGACGAGUAUGAGGUGACUGCGGGUGACGUCAGUGUGUGGAAGACUGUGUCCACCAUGGACAAAAAGUUAUAUUUGACGAAUGAUUUUGAAAAGAUCCCAGUAUUUAUUGCCCCUGGGACCAAGUGCUACGAGAGCUAUGGCAUUUAUUUGGACGAAAGCAUGUUCUGUGUUGACAUGUCAGAAUACGACAGUUGUUUUAUCAAUGAAUUUGGACCUAUCUAUACGGGGGACAAGAUUGUUGGCAUCAUAGCCGUGAAGCCGCGGGACUGCGACAUGAAGUUGGCGAUUUUUACGAAUGUUUCUUAUUACACCAAUUGGAUCUUGAGAACCACACACACGGUGCAGUUUGUGUAACUUUUUUGUUUUUAAUUACAAUUUGUUUCAC
Molecule: messenger RNA, 1115 nt
Organism: Hyposmocoma kahamanoa
Lineage: Eukaryota; Metazoa; Arthropoda; Insecta; Lepidoptera; Cosmopterigidae
Product: kallikrein-11-like
Exons: 3
Coding region: 227-1084 (285 amino acids)
Biological process (GO): proteolysis
Molecular function (GO): serine-type endopeptidase activity
Source: RefSeq, a predicted model, not a curated record